AAAAGGUAGAUGCCAGCUGUUUUCUUAAGAGCUCGCGCGGGCUACGAUUGCAAUUUCGCAAACCGGUAUAAGUUGUAUUAUUCAGAGUUCGUCCUGCUGUUUCUUAAUUUUGAAGGAAAAGUAUUGCCGUCAUGUCGUGGAAUCCGGAUGAAAGCUUGGAAGAAAGCGAUGAAGAGGAGGAGUCAGUGGGAGCUAAAGGCCGUGAAGCUUAUAUUUUUGUUGUCGAUGCACUUCUGUUUAGAAGUUACGAACAUUUCGAAGAGUGCCUUGCAAUAAUCCGGGACGCCCUCCUAAACGGCGUAUUGACACGCGGGAAGGAUCUCAUUGGAAUGGUUCUCGCUAACACGGAGCAUAGUCCCCCGCCAAAGGAUUCCACGGGCAUGGAGAACAUUGUGCCGCAUAAAAACACGGCCGUCUUCAUUCCGCUGCGUCCUCUAUCCAAAGAGGCUGUGCAGUACUACUUGAAUUUCCAAUCGCCCGACCACUUUGACUUCGAAAACAAGUACGGAUGCCAGGAAGGCAGCUUCGCCAACACCAUGUGGCUUUGCACGAACAUGUUCCAGCAAUGUGGCUACAAGCUCUCUUUGCCAGCCAUCAUCUACUUCACCGACCGGACGUCCCCGCACGAAGUCAAUUCGCCGGAAUUCCAGCAGGCCAUGCGGAAAGCUAAAGACUUGAACGAAAUCGGUGUCGACUUCACCGUUUGCCCAAUGUCGGACCAGUUCGAUUACAAUCUUUUCUACAGAGAGUUUUUCUGCACAGUGACGGACACAGACUUGGACAGCUACAACCCAGACGACCCGAGGCGGGUUAGGGCGGUGAUUGCGAAUAGGAUGAUCCGUCGGAAUUUCCAAACCCAUUGCAAUGCUUACGUUCGCUGGAAGAUUAGCGACGAUCUAAACAUCGCGGUGGGUAUUUAUAAUUUUUACAAACGACAUGUCUACCCGAAGCCAGUCACUUUGUUCCGAGAGGACAAUUCGCUGAUUGAGACAAAACGGUCCUAUAAGAUUCUGUCGAUGGAUGACUGUGAGGCACGGAUUUGUCUGCCGAACGAGCAAAGAAAAUCCAUAAUAAUGUGCGGUGAAAAAAUACAUUUUUCAAAUGAAGAAUUACAUCAUAUGAAAACACCAAUGGGACCUGGUAUUCAAUUACUUGGAUUCAAACCCCGCGGGACGCUGAAGCAAGAGAAUUUCCUGAAAAGUGCAGACUUUUUAUAUCCGAAUGAAAAGUUUUUAGUUGGGUCUACGAAAUUGUUUCGUGCGCUUUGGGAGAAAUGUCUGGAAAAAAAUAAAAUAGCCUUCUGCGUGCUGGUAGCGAGGAGAAACGCCUCACCGCAGUAUGUUGCACUAAUUCCUGUGGAAAAUGAAAAUAAUGAAUCAAAUAUCAAUGGAAUAUGCAAUGAAGGCUUUCAUAUUUGGUACUUUCCAACUCACUCUGACAUUCGAAAAUUACAUUUUGCCGAUCGACCUGUUUACGAAGACAGUGCAGAAGAGUUGGAUCUAAUGACAAAGAUUGUAAAAAAAUUAAGGAUAAAGUAUUCACCAGAAAGCUUCAAAGAUCCCGCAUUGAGUGCUAUUCGAGCGAAUAUUGUAGAGGUAGCUUUUGAUAUUGAAGCUCAAGACCCUAUCGAUUUAAAUAGCUUAGAAUGCAUGGGAAUUGAUGAAGAACGUUUGAAUAAUAUCAUACAAAGUUUCAAGGACGACUUACAGCUCAUUCAAUCGGAUCCUGUACCCGAGAAUAUUCCUCAGAAAAGAAAAGCAGGUGCGAGUCAGAGUCAAAAGACAAAAGUGACGAGAGCUGAAAGCGCUAUCUCGAAAGAAGAUAUUGAACGUUUGAUUGCGAAUGAUACCCUGGGGACACUUACCGUCAAGGAUCUCAGAGAGUACCUACGAACCAAUAAUAUAGCUGGAAUCUCUAGUGCAACAAAACCUGCGCUUAUCAGUAAAGUAUUAUCUUUACAUGCACAAGAAUAAUAAAAUUACUAUGUUAGAUUUAAAGAAUCAUUUAAUUCUAACAAAUAAAUAAUUACAAAGAUAUAUAGAAAGGAACGAAAAUAAUUACGUUAUGAUGCAAGUUAUAUAGAAUAUAAGAGGCAGCACUAAAUUAUCGACUUGAUCAGUAAAUGCUUCUAUCAACGAACUAAAAAUUAUUGCAAAUCCCGUUGUUAACUUCGAUAUUGGAUUAAGAUGGAUAUAGCCGAAAUGCACAAGCAAGAAUACUGCCAAAGUUUGUGCGACCAUGUUAGCAAUAGUUCCUUCCACUGAUUUAGUCGAAUCUGAAAGAAAAGUCUAUGUUAUGUUACGUUUGUUUGAAAUAUAUGUAUGUAUUAAGAACUUUUUAUAAUAUAUUCACAAUAAAAAAUG
Messenger RNA from Hermetia illucens (black soldier fly), 2363 nucleotides. RefSeq names its product ATP-dependent DNA helicase 2 subunit 1 (gene Irbp). Gene Ontology annotation, cellular component: Ku70:Ku80 complex; nucleus. The coding region runs from base 132 to 1973 and encodes 613 amino acids. Gene Ontology annotation, molecular function: double-stranded DNA binding; telomeric repeat DNA binding; damaged DNA binding. Gene Ontology annotation, biological process: double-strand break repair via nonhomologous end joining; cellular response to X-ray; telomere maintenance. The record is from RefSeq and is a predicted model, not a curated record. NCBI's taxonomy places the organism in Eukaryota, Metazoa, Arthropoda, Insecta, Diptera, Stratiomyidae. The transcript has 4 exons.